GUGCAUCUUGCCUGCUGGCCAGACACGCAGUCGAGCAUGGACACCGAAACGAUCACAGAUCUGGUGGAGGAUCUUGCCGGCGACAUUGACGCCCUCGAAGAAGCACUCGCGCCACUCAUAAGCGAAGCGCUCGCAGCCAGCACGAGCAAGCUCCCGCUUCUCGACAAAGCCAAACUUUACGUCCUGGCAACCUACGCAAUCGAAUCGAUCCUUUUCUCAUACCUUCGACUCAAUGGCGUUCAGGCGAAAGAGCAUCCUAUCUUCCGCGAACUCACCCGCGUGAAGGAAUACUUUGGCAAGAUCAAAGCAGCGGAAGGAAUCAGUGUUGAUGGUAACGCGUCUGGCGCACGACUCGAUAAGACCGCUGCAGACCGUGUGAUCAAAGCUGGUCUGUCCGGAAAUGCGCGGCAUGAUCAGGCGAGGCUAGCUAGAGAGACUGCGGGUGCAAAGCGGCGAUUAGAAGACAUGGGCGCGGUGGUGUCAAUGACUAUCACAUCAUCGUCACGCAUGCAGCCUUAGAAGAUUCGAACUUCACGAAAGAAGACCUGCAAAAUGGAGGCGGCGAAGGAAAAUCUUUGAGGUAGAAGAGGGUUCGGAGAAGAGGGAUGAGGGAGUUACGACUGUGCCGCCUUUUCAUGUGAAUAGGUGAAAUGCAGCGUCAGGGGAGGUUGUGGGGGCUGAUGGGAACCACUGGGCGUUUCGGUGAUGCACAGCGGAAAAUUGAGACAUGUUAUAGUGGCAGAAAUGAUGGCAUUGCUCUAUGCAUUCGGAGGGAGUUCUCUUCCUUCCAGCUGCUGACUAAACUUCAAUAACAAGUCAAUGCCGCUUCUCUGGAUCAUGUCGAGGACAUUUCAAGUAUCGAAAGUCCUCUGACAGGGGUGCGUCUAGAUCAGCGCCGGUCAAGA
Molecule: messenger RNA, 905 nt
Organism: Dissoconium aciculare CBS 342.82
Lineage: Eukaryota; Fungi; Ascomycota; Dothideomycetes; Mycosphaerellales; Dissoconiaceae
Exons: 2
Coding region: 37-519 (160 amino acids)
Biological process (GO): maturation of 5.8S rRNA; regulation of gene expression
Cellular component (GO): exosome (RNase complex); nucleolus
Molecular function (GO): RNA binding; DNA binding
Source: RefSeq, a predicted model, not a curated record